AUCAGGGAACCAGGGAAUGAUUAUAAUGAGCUAAGUUGAACAGCUUACUAUUUAUUAAGCGCCUAUUAUGUAUGGCAUUCUCCUAAUGACUGGAGGCCCUGCAGUAUUUUAUCAGUAACUGACCAAGAAAGAGAGGUGGCGGAAAGGAAUGACAGAUACAGAGCAGAGAGGAGGCUUUAAGCUUUGAGCCCAGGUAAUAUAGAUUUAGGGAUACUAUUCUAAGAAAGAGAGACCAUGGAAAGCAGUUGGGAAUAGAAAAUAAUCAAUUUGGCUUUUGAUGCGCUCAAUUUAUCUUGCAUAAAAACCCUGUCAUAGAGAUCUCUCAGAGGCAGCUGUAAAUGCUGGUCAGAGGAUAGAGUGUGCCUAGAAAUCUAUAUUUGAAGCCAUUUCUAGUCUAUUAACAUCUGAAGCCCGGGAAAGGGAUGGGAUGAACAAAGAUGAAAUAGUGAGAGGGAACUGGACAUUUGACUCUCGAGGAAAUUUUGCUCUUUCAGAGGAGUAAAAGGGGAAAGAACGUAGGAGAUAGAGAAGAAACAUCAGAAGUUAGGCAAGAGAGAUUUCAAGAACCGGGUAGCUGAGAAUACCAAUUAAGAGGUGAGUACUUUUUAAUUAUUUAGGAGAUACCAGAUGAUUCAAAAGAAUCAGUAGGAAAUAAAAUGAUGGCGCGAUUAAACAUCUAUUUUGCUUUCCUUUGAGAAACUUAACUAUGAAAAGGAGGGGGGGAGACUGUGGCAAAAAAUAAUAAGCUGAGAAGUUUUCAUAUUAGUGCUGUCACUAAUCCCUGCUUCGUAUGAUCCCGCACAAAGCACUUAACCUCUCAAGCCAUCAAUUUCCUUGUAAAUAUAAAUGGUAUGAAUAAUAUGUAACCUACUCGUUUUACAAGACAUGUUCAGGAGCCUGCUUCCCCAUCAGACCGUAACCCCCAUACCUGUCCUACUUAAUGUUAAUAUUCCCACAGCCUCCGGAGCCUACACGUUAAUCACACAAAGGAUGUUUACUGAAUAACCUGUAAAGUCUGAGCAGUAACAAGCUCCGCCUUGACGGCGGUCUGACUGUUCACCCCCACCGCAUCGUGCACCUUCUCGUGCAUUCCCUCCAAUGUUCUUCAGCACCCCGACAUAAGUACAAUGGUCCCCUUUUCACAGAUGAAGACCCGGGAGUGAAUGAGUAAUAGUAACAGGCCCAAAGCCUUCAACCGCUCAGUCUUGAAGAUGCGAUGACUUUUUUCACUCAAAAGCCACAGAGCCACAACACACGCAGACGAAGACGAAAAAGAACAAUGGCGAAGGACUCUUCUCAACGUGAAGGACUUCCGGGGGAAAAGAGCCUGUCUUCCCGCGCUUGCUCCUCCCUGUCCCUAGGCCGGAGUAGUGGUGCGCCUGCACUAAACCCGAUCUCCGCCAGGCCUCACGAGCUUCAAGGCUACACUCACAGCGCCUCGAGUGCCUAGGCUCCGGCUAGACGCGGAAGAGCCGGUGACUGGUCAGCGCGCCUGCUGAUGACGACAGCGGAAGUGCGCAGGGUAGAGGCGGGGCCUGAGCCCAGAGGGGUUCGGGAUUGCGGAAGUUUUGUGAGGAGGGUCGGGCGGCUAGUUGGGAGUGGUGGUGGUGUAGGAUAAGUUCCGGAAAGGAGGCCACCGCUCAGGGCCCGAGAGCCACCCCUCCCUCCCCCCAGUUUGGGGCCCAUCACACCCGGCGCGAUUCGGCGUCGCUCCUGUUGGCUCUUCUCAAGCCUCGUUCACCCCCCACCCCCAGGGAACCGCCUUGGAUCUCCGCCAUGGCAUCCACUUCCAACAACCUCCAGAAAGCAAUAGAUCUUGCUAGCAAAGCAGCCCAAGAAGACAAAGCGGGGAACUACGAAGAAGCCCUUCAGCUCUAUCAACAUGCCGUGCAGUAUUUUCUUCAUGUAGUUAAAUAUGAAGCACAGGGAGAAAAAGCCAAGCAAAGCAUCAGGGCAAAGUGUACAGAAUAUCUUGAUAGAGCAGAAAAGCUUAAAGAGUACCUGAAAAAGAAAGAGAAAAAACCACAGAAGCCGGUGAAGGAGGGACAGCCGAGUCCAGCAGAUGAGAAAGGGAAUGACAGUGAUGGAGAAGGAGAAUCUGAUGACCCUGAAAAAAAGAAACUACAGAAUCAACUUCAAGGUGCCAUUGUUAUAGAACGACCCAAUGUGAAGUGGAGUGACGUUGCUGGUCUUGAAGGAGCCAAAGAAGCACUUAAAGAAGCUGUGAUACUGCCUAUUAAAUUUCCUCAUCUUUUCACAGGCAAAAGAACACCUUGGAGGGGAAUCCUAUUAUUUGGACCACCUGGAACAGGAAAGUCCUAUUUAGCCAAAGCUGUAGCAACAGAAGCAAACAACUCAACGUUUUUUUCAAUAUCUUCCUCUGAUCUUGUUUCAAAGUGGCUAGGUGAAAGUGAGAAACUGGUUAAGAAUUUAUUCCAACUUGCCAGAGAGAACAAGCCCUCCAUUAUCUUCAUUGAUGAAAUUGAUUCUUUGUGUGGUUCAAGAAGUGAAAAUGAAAGUGAAGCUGCUCGUAGAAUUAAGACAGAGUUCCUAGUUCAAAUGCAAGGGGUUGGUGUGGACAAUGAUGGAAUUUUGGUUCUGGGAGCUACAAAUAUACCCUGGGUUCUGGAUUCUGCCAUUAGGCGAAGAUUUGAGAAACGAAUUUAUAUUCCUUUGCCGGAAGCCCAUGCCCGAGCAGCAAUGUUUAAACUGCACCUGGGGACCACUCAGAACAGUCUAACAGAAACAGACUUCCGAGAACUUGGGAAGAAAACUGACGGUUAUUCAGGGGCAGAUAUAAGCAUCAUUGUACGUGAUGCACUUAUGCAGCCUGUUAGAAAAGUACAGUCAGCUACUCAUUUUAAAAAGGUUCGGGGACCUUCCCGUGCUGAUCCUAACAAUCUCGUAGAUGAUCUCCUAACACCCUGCUCUCCAGGAGACCCUGGUGCCAUUGAAAUGACAUGGAUGGAUGUCCCUGGGGAUAAACUUUUGGAGCCAGUGGUUUGCAUGUCGGAUAUGUUGAGGUCACUCUCCAACACAAAACCCACAGUCAAUGAACAUGACUUGUUGAAAUUAAAGAAGUUUACAGAAGAUUUUGGUCAAGAAGGCUAAACCAAAGAAGAGGAGGAUGUUUACCAUAUGUAUUGUUCCUUCCAUAGAUAUUUUUUGCCUUUCUUGAAUAGCAUCCAGAUUAUUUCCAGUGAAACUCUUUUACCACAGGGAAAUUAUACAUCUUACUUCAGAGUUCCUUUAAGUUUUAUAUUGUACUUUUUCUCCAUUAUGUAUCAAAUGCUCCUAUUAAUAAAUAGUAUAAAAUAAUAGGUUAUAAAGAAAUGAGUGCUACAUGAAUGGCAAAAAAAGGAAAUUACCCAUUAAAAAAAUGUAUUAGAAAUUCACAUACAAAUCUUUAAAAUUUUCAUGAAUGGUGGUCUUUAUAAAGAGCAUUUAUCAUUCAUUUCUUUUGGACUAAAAUGAAAUAGGGCUUAUUUUAUAUUUUUAAAACGUUCUUCAACAUCCAUUUUUAUUAACAAUGUAAAAUUUA
Messenger RNA from Nycticebus coucang (slow loris), 3541 nucleotides. RefSeq names its product vacuolar protein sorting 4 homolog B (gene VPS4B). Gene Ontology annotation, biological process: endosomal transport; vacuole organization. The coding region runs from base 1777 to 3111 and encodes 444 amino acids. NCBI's taxonomy places the organism in Eukaryota, Metazoa, Chordata, Mammalia, Primates, Lorisidae. Gene Ontology annotation, molecular function: ATP binding; ATP hydrolysis activity. The record is from RefSeq and is a predicted model, not a curated record. The transcript has 11 exons.